Papaver somniferum (opium poppy) is the source of this 1168-nucleotide messenger RNA. Its product is annotated as metalloendoproteinase 1-like. Gene Ontology annotation, biological process: extracellular matrix organization; collagen catabolic process; proteolysis. Lineage: Eukaryota; Viridiplantae; Streptophyta; Magnoliopsida; Ranunculales; Papaveraceae. The transcript has a single exon. Gene Ontology annotation, molecular function: metalloendopeptidase activity; zinc ion binding. Gene Ontology annotation, cellular component: extracellular matrix. The record is from RefSeq and is a predicted model, not a curated record. The coding region runs from base 84 to 1061 and encodes 325 amino acids.
AAACCCCUAUAAAAUGGAGGUUGUACUAUCAGAACCAACCCAACGGAGCUAAUUCGUUCCCGAGUGGCUUUCCUGUACUCACAAUGAAUAAUAAAGCCGUUUCUUAUCAUCAUCCUGUGCACUUUGUGCUUCUCCUCUUGUUAGCCAUUUCUCCUGACCAGUCUCUAUCUCAAUAUGAUGUUAAUUCACAAGCAUUCGAGUUCCUUCGUCAUUUUGAAGGAUGCAGAAAAGGUCAGGAUGUAGAGGGUCUGAAUGAAGUUAAACAAUAUCUCAACAAGUUCGGGUACACAAUUAGUAGUGGUGAAACGCAACACAUGAAUGAUGACGUGUUUGAUGACGUCUUGGAAUAUCAAAUCCAAGCUUAUCAAUCGAAUUAUCAUUUGGAGGUCACUGGAAUUUUAGAUGCUCAAACGGUGAAACAGAUGAUGGUGCCUAGGUGUGGAGGCUCAGACACGGUGUAUAGUACAACCUUCAUGGGAUCCAAUGAGAAGACGCAUAAUCAUCACCGAGAAAAAAGAGGCUCGACAGCUAUCAACGCGGCUUCAGAUCGCAGCUUCUUUCCUGAAAACCCACCAAAAAUAUGGUCGAAAACAAAACUCACUUAUCGAUUAAGCAAUGCUACGGCAGGUAACGUUGACACUCAAAUGUUAGAAUUUGUUUGUGCACGAGCUUUUGAGAAAUGGGCAGCUGUAAGUGAUUUCAAUUUUGAGAGAAGCGACGAUGCUGAUGAGGCAGCUGACAUUCAAAUUGAAUUCCGCAAAAGAAAUGAUAUUGGUGAUGAUCUCAUGGAUGGUCCUGGUGGAAUUCUCGCUUAUGCUUUUGCGCCAUUCGACGGAAGGAUUUACUACGACGCAGAUGAUGAAUGGAGGGCUAAUCCAUGGUCAAACAUGGACGACGACGACUUAGAAUCAGUUGCUAUGCACGAGAUAGGACAUGUAUUGGGCCUGGGACAUAGUUUCGAACCAAACUCGGUCAUGUUCCCUUUGUUCCCAGUUGGAACCACAAAGAGGCAUCUUCACGGAGAUGAUGUGCAAGCAAUACGAGCUUUAUACGAUUUCUGAUCGAUUCCUGUAUCGAUCUAAUAAUAAUGCAUACUAAAUGAUCUUAUAAGCAUGCACUUAAAUGAUCUAAUAAUAAUAUGCACUUAAAUGCUGCGCAGUUCAUUAUA